CCCUCACCCAUGGGCAAGCCCCAGACUUGUGAGGUUGCGGACGAACAACGGCCUGUAAGAGGCGUCUAUGAAAGCCUCAGAAUGGAAAUCCUCAAAGUGAAAAUGAUUUGUGAUGCAUGAAAUGCGACGCAGAAAAGACUGUAUUGCAGAGGACGCAACGCAGGCCGACUAUUGUCCUGCUAGGGGUGAAGAAUUGGAGUGCUGCUUAGCACGACAGAAGGGCACCCCCUUGCCUUAACCUGCAUGACAGACAUGCUUUAAGUGCCCAGUAAAUUUGUCAUGCGCCGACUACAAAUGCCGCUUCAACUGGAGUCGUUUUUUUGCAUUACAAAUUAUUUCCACGUUGAGGAUUUCCAACCUGAGGCUUUCAUAGCGUCUCGACAACUACGGGUGCUGGUGCUCACAAGGACCACGAGCAUCUUCAAAGAGCCGAGUUCUGCACCAAGCGAGAUAGAAAUCCGCCGGAGAUGUUGAAGAAAAACGGUGAAAGUAUUACGCAACUGAUUCUGGGCCACUACACCGAGGGUAGCUCUCGUCGUCCACAGGAAAAUAAAGCGGGUCGUGGCGACCACUUCUUGCAGCAGAAAGAAAAUGAAAAUGAUGGAAAGGAGCAGGUGCAUGACCGUGCAUUACUGGAUGAAAACCAUGGCAGUACCAGCACUUCUAAGUGUGGCGAUGAGCAAGAACCCGUUAUGGCGCACACGGCUGUGACUUCUUUUCUGCCAGCGCCCGGGGCGGAAGCGUCUUCGUGGUUAUGUGCCGCCACAGAAGAUG
Amoebophrya sp. A120 is the source of this 774-nucleotide messenger RNA. Lineage: Eukaryota; Dinophyceae; Syndiniales; Amoebophryaceae. The record is from the annotation of a GenBank genome assembly.